Ectocarpus sp. CCAP 1310/34 is the source of this 1896-nucleotide messenger RNA. The record is from the annotation of a GenBank genome assembly. Lineage: Eukaryota; Phaeophyceae; Ectocarpales; Ectocarpaceae.
GUGUGUGCGGCAAAAGCUUUUUAUGGUGUUCCUUUUUAACUCGUCAGCGUCUGAAUCGUUGAUGUGUCCCUUUUCCGUUGUUGACGUUUGUUGCUCGCAGAAACGGGAAAUGGACCCUUAUCAUUUCCACAUCGAGAUUGCGGAGAAAACUGCGGAGCAACUCGCAACGAAUGCCGAACUACUGAAAGACUGCCAUGCCAUCCUCGUUCCAUUCGCGGCCAAGUUCAUGGAGGACGAGAGGUUGCUCAGUCUUAACAAGCACGUCAAGAGCAUGGGCUUGGGCACCUACCUUGUUCAGGAGCACGGCAAGAGCCAGUACGGCAACAGGGUGACAAUCGUGCUGCCGGACACGGAAGGGAAGGGUGGCCGCGUCGAGUGCACCUGCAGAGUCCCUACCAGGUUCCACCUCCUGUGCCAGGACGCCCUCGCGGUGUUGAAAUCAAUCGACAGGCUUGACUGCACGAGGGCGCUUAUUGACAGCGGGUACACCCUGGCUUCCUACAGGGUGCUCCACACCCACCCCGACUAUCCCGUCGUACUUCCGAUCUGGUCAGAGCUUUCCAAGGGCGACCUCCUGCCCCCGCGGCAGGUGACCCGGCAAGCUGGUGCUCCGAAGAAGAACCGUGGCCCCCGGCAGCGUUCCCGAUUCCCUGGUCGCAACGACAACUGCCAGCGCGGACGCGGCAACGUAGCCCAAGAAGGAGGUGGUCGUGGCGGCGGGCCUGCCGCCGGGAGAGGGGGUGGUCGUGGCGGGGGCGGUAACUCUCGGCCCGUCCCGGUACAUGGGAUGGGCAGUGUUCGCAGCCACGUGGGAGACCUCAACGUCGGAGGUUCCGCGGGCGAGCGACCUACCGGGAGGUUGUGGGGGGGGCUCGCGGUUCAGCGCUACGGCUCGCAAGACGCUUCCGGCAACGACCACGCAGCGGGGGCGGGGGCCGGGUCAUGCGCUAUGCUGAGUCAAUCCCAAGGCUCCAUCGACCUGUCGUAGCUCAAGUGGUUCGACUCGUAGCUCAAGUGGUUUGACUCGUCUUAGGGUUAGGUAACUUGGGCCUUUGAAUUUCUUCGUCGCACGUUGUCGGAGUCAAAUACGACGCUGUGGUCCGUGAAUGGCAGGGAGCAAGUGGUCGAAUGUGUGUGCAGCUUUGCGUAAAACUCCCGCGACGGCGGGGCGCGUGUUGUAGCGCCUAAUUUCGCGUGCCAGUUUCCAAAUGCUAUGCACAACAGACAGAGAUGAACAGCGGAAUUCGACAACCACGCACGCACAUGACUUCGACUUGGGUUGAUUAAUGGGUAGAACCGUCGAGCCCCAAGAGGAAGCUGUUGUGAAGGACGGUUAUCGUCAGCCUUAACGUCAGCCAUGCGCACCCACGUGCAAACUGCUUCUCACGAUAAUCGCGACAAAGAGCGUUUGCGGAAGUGGCCCUUCACCCCAACAGACAGAUUCGCAACCGAAUAACUAAUCCACACCGUGAACGCCCGUUACCCAAACGUGUUCUUGUCAACGGGGGAGAAGGGGACAGUGCGUCGUGUAGAAACACAGAACGCAAGUGUUGGACGCGCCCCCAGACAUAGUUGCCGGUCCACGUCUCCACCGAUUAGUGGUGAUGUACGCAGCGAAAAUAAAUUGGGCCAUAACCUUAACGUUUUGAACGCCAUGCGUUUACUGUGUUCUACUGCUGCACGACGGCAACACUAGUGCGAAGAGUCUACUACAGUACCACACCGCCACAGAAAGGUGUGUUUGGUGUUACCUCGGCAAGCAAACAUGCAUCUGCAGCAUUUAACUCUGUUUGGGUCGUUGUGCACAUUUGGAUGGCUUUUGAUGCGUGCGUGCACACAGAAUGUUGCACCACCUUCUGGCCUCGUGUCGCAGCUUCUACAUGAUUCACUGGGGGG